Molecule: messenger RNA, 2909 nt
Organism: Paramecium sonneborni
Lineage: Eukaryota; Ciliophora; Oligohymenophorea; Peniculida; Parameciidae
Source: the annotation of a GenBank genome assembly
AAUCCAUAUUAUGAAUAAUUCAGAAGAUGAUAUAUAGUUACUAAAGAAAACUAUCAACGAGAAAGACUAGCAGAUAGGUGAGCUUGAAAGAAAAUUGAGAUUAGAGAUAUUUAGAAACAAAAAGCAAUAGACUGAACUAAAUGCGAAAAUUGAAAAUGAGAAAUCUAUUGUUUAAAAUAAUACUGAAUAGAUCAAUCGUUUUGAAAUACAGAUAAAUGAACUUAAAUUGAAAGUAGCUAUAAAAUUCAUAUUUUAAGUUGAGCGAAACCGAAAAAAAAAAUUUAUUGUUAAUAGAAGAAAUAGAAGCCUUAAAAAAAAGAAGAGCCUCUGGUUCAACAGAUGAAGACUUUCAACCAAGGAAGGAUUUUCAAGAAGAUUUUCCUUCUCUUUAAUAGAUUUUAACAAAAAUUCAAACAAAUCAAGGCAAUUAUUAACCUGAGGUGAUUAAAUUGUACGAAUGCUAUACCGAAGCUUGUCAAAGUAAAGAUGAAUAAAUCAAUUCUCUAAAAGAGGAGAUUAAAGAUCUUGCACAAUAACUAGAUAUAAAAGUAAGUAUAUUUGCAAUACAUUUUAGUAAUCUGAAUCAGUUAAGUAAAUAGAAAAAUUAGAAGAGAAAAUUAAAUAAUUAAAAUAGAGUCUUGAUUAAAAAGAAAAUGAAUUGAAGAAUGGUUUGCAAUAAACUAGUGAAAAUAGUGAUCAAAAGAUUUAAGAAUUAGAAAAAGAAUAUUAAAUUUAAUUAAGUGAAAAAGAUAAACAAUUGUUUGAAACUACUAGAAAAGCUAAGUUGGAUCUUUUUAAAUUAAAUAAAUAGUUAAAUGAAUAAACGACAUUGCUUAUAAGUGAAUAAGCCAAGAUUAAUUUGUCUUAACAAAAAAUAGAUCAAUAAGAAAUUUAAUUAAGAGAAUUUGAAAAUAAGGUACAUUGUUAUACAAAUAAUAAAAGAUUUCUGAGCUCGAACAAAAGAAUUUACUAUUGAUUGAAGAAAAUAAGUAAAAGUAAUAAGAAAUUGAACGAUUGAAUGAAGAAAGUUUAACUCGAGUGUAGGUUGAAGAGAAUUUAAAAGAUAAACCUUAAUAUUAAGAAUUGGUUGAUUUGAUUUAAAAAUUUUAAGCUAAUGAGAUUUCUUAUUCAUAAGAACUUAAGAACCUUGAGGAGGAGUUAUAAUUGAAGAAUACAUAUUAAUUUGGAUUGUAGGAAGAACUUAAUUAAUAUGUUGAAAAAUUAUAAUUGCAGGAUUAAAAAGUAAUUUAAUUUGUAUAUUUGUAGUAUUAAGAUAGUUUAAGAUAAAUUAAAGCUUUUGAGGAAUAAUAAGUUGUUGAUAGAUAAAAUUUUUAAGAUUUAAGACAUUAUGUAGAAUAAUUAAAAUAAGAAAAAGAAAAUUAAUAAUCUGAAUUUAUUCAUAAAAUUAAAGAAUUAAGUGAACAAAAUACAAACAUUGAUGAUGCUGUUUAUGAUGUGGAAUAAAAGUAUCUAAAAAUGAUGAUGAUUCAGGAAGAACAAUAUUAACGAAAAGAGUAAGAAAUGAUCCAUUAAAUUGAAUAAACUGAAGAAAAAUUAAGUUAAUAAGAAUAAAUGUUGAAAAAGUAGGAGUAAAAGUACAAAAAUGAAAUUAAAUAAAUAGAAGAAAAUAAUAAUUAACAGAUUUAAUAAAAAUAAAUUUAAAUAUCUUAAUUGUAAAAAUAACUUUAAGAUGAAUCAUUUAAGAUUAGAGAGGAAAGUAAUAAAUAAAUGAAUGAAAUAAAAUAAGAGAAUUAUAAAAAAGAGAAAUUAUAUGAAUAAAAAAUAUAAGAGAUUACAAAACAAUAUGAAUAGGAACUUAGUAAGAUAAGAAAGAUGGAAAUAGUAUUAAAAAAGAAAGAAAGAGAAAUUGCAGAAGAAAAAGAAGCUAAAAAAUUUACAGAAGAAUAGUUAUAAAUAUUAACAGAAAAAAGUAAUAAGAUGAUUGAAUAAUAUGAUAACAAAAUCAGAGAGAUUUAGAUAGCAAAUUAAGUAAAUAAGUAAGAUUAACAUCGACAUUCAAUAUUUGAUUAGAGAAUGUCAAUUUCAAGUUCGGAUAUAAAUAAGACAUUUGAAAUUGAAGUUUUGAAAGCACAACUAGAAUAAUUAUAAUAAAAAGGAGAUAUAGAAUUAUUAGCAGAAAUAAAUAGAUUAAAUGAGAGAGAAAGAGCAUUAAAAAAGGAAAUGGUAGAUUUAUAGAAUGAAGUCGGAAAUGAAAGACUUAAUUUUACAGUUGUGUAAAGAUAAUUAGAACAAGAAAUAGAAAGUUUGCAUUAAGAAAUAAAUCAUCUUAAAUUAGAUCAUUAAAGUGAGUUGGAUUCAAUUAAUGAUUAGAAUAAUCGAAUUUUAUUAUAACAGAAGAAUGAGUUCUAAACUAAGAUUAAUAAAAUGGAAUAAAAAUUGGAACAACAAGAGAGUUAAUUUUAAAAAAAGUAAAAUGAAAUUGAAGAGGAAAAAGAAGCCAUAAUUGACUAAUUAAAGGGUAAAAAUAGAUUCAUAUAUGAUUAGGUAAGAUAAAAGUAUUUGAAGAGUAAAUAAUAGAAUUGAAGGAUAAGAAAAUCGUUAAGAAUCCUCCACAAUAAACUAUAUAACAAAAUGAUACUUUAAUGCUCUAAUAGUAAAUAAAUUCUCUGAAUGAAAAUGAAAGAAUAUUGAGAAAGGAGAUUUUAAAUUUAUAAAAUGAAUUGGGUAAUUCAAAUUUGAGUCAUACAAUAAAAAUAAGAGAAUUGGAAACUUUAAUAGAAUAGUUUAAAUAAGAAGCUAAUCAUGCUCAGUAAGAAUAAGACUAUGCUGAGUAAUUAACAGCAAAAAUUAGUAUACAAUAUGCUGAUUUGGCUAUGGAAUAUGAAAAAGCAGUACUUUAAAAUAGAUCUUAUCGUAAAUCGAUUUCUAAACUUAAAUAAUGAACCACA